AUGGUGCAGGCCAACGAGCUUCGCGUCGGGCAAAUCAUCGAGAGGGACGGUUCGCUGCUGCAGCUGACCAAGGUUUCGUACACGCAAGGCCAGGCGCGCGCGGCGGGUAACGUUCAGGUGGAGUGGAGGAACGUGCGCACCGGCCAGAAGCAGUCGCUGCGGCUGUCACCCUCGGACAAGCUCGACAGGGCUGUGCUCUCCGAAGAGGAACACGUUUUUUUGUUUCAAGCCGGCGACGAACUGGUGUUGAUGCACCCGAAGACGUACGACCAGGUGGAGGUGAGGGCGGAGGUGCUCGGCGAGGUUCAAAGGAAGUUCCUGACCGAUAACUGCGAGGUGAAGCUCCUGAUGCACGAGGGCGAGAUUGUAUCCGCCGAGCUCGCGGACGAGGUGGAGAUCGAGAUAGCAUCGGCGGCGCCGUCUUUGAAGGGGGAGAGCGUCUCCAACCAGUACAAGCCGGCGGAGACGACGACUGGGGUGUCGCUCAAGGUUCCGUCUUUCAUCGACGCGGGGGACGUGGUGGUGGUCAACACAAAGACCGGGGAGUUCGUGCGACGAGCGAAGCGAUAA
Micromonas commoda is the source of this 570-nucleotide messenger RNA. RefSeq lists its product with no specific name. The transcript has a single exon. Bases 1 to 570 code for a protein of 189 amino acids. Gene Ontology annotation, molecular function: translation elongation factor activity. The record is from RefSeq and is a predicted model, not a curated record. Gene Ontology annotation, biological process: translational elongation; peptide biosynthetic process. Gene Ontology annotation, cellular component: cytoplasm. NCBI's taxonomy places the organism in Eukaryota, Viridiplantae, Chlorophyta, Mamiellophyceae, Mamiellales, Mamiellaceae.